Styela clava is the source of this 1441-nucleotide messenger RNA. Lineage: Eukaryota; Metazoa; Chordata; Ascidiacea; Stolidobranchia; Styelidae. The record is from RefSeq and is a predicted model, not a curated record.
AGCGCUUGGGGAUUGUGAGUCGAUGGCAAUAUAUGAAUACUCUUUUUAUCACCAUCGGCUUAAAACUCGGGAGCACUGUGAUACAACAUUAAUACAAGAGAGCUAUGAUCAAAUUUAGGAAAGCAAAGUUUGCGGAUCGGCACGGGUAGGAUUAGGACUGAGAGUACUGAGUUUGAUGAAACGAACGGUGGUCAAGCAACAAUUUAUUUCUAUUUAAUCAAUAUAAACAGGGAAAGUUCUGGUAAAAUGUUGGGUCCCAUAAGUUGGGACUCCAAAAAAAAUUUGAAAAAAUAAAAGUUAUACCCUUCUAGUGAUUCUGUCCAUCUUCAAUACUGAAAGUUUGCAGAACAUUAGUCCAAUAAAUGUGGGUCAAUUUUGCUUGAGAAGCGACGGAUUGGACAUAGCCUACAUUGCUACAUGGCAUCUGUUGUGGUGUAUGGAAUUACGCAACUAAGAUUUGUAGUCUUUUGUGCAAUUUGUACCGGUUAGUGCCGAGGAAACCCCUCUAAUCGGGCUUUAAAAACUUGUAAGCAUUGUGAUGAUACAUGUCGAUCUCAUACAUGCUGGGGCUUUGGAAAUUAAAACAAUAAAGGGAUCAAUGCAGACAAAUAUUAUCAGCGAAUUCUAACCCCAGCGAUAUUUAUGUAACAUUAAAUUAUCUUACUUUUUAUUAUUUUUCAUCAGUUACCGUCAAUUAUUUUAUUUGUCUACUGUUGUUGUAGUUCGAUAGCUUUCAACACACCUUCAGUAUAGAUAGAAUGUACAUUCUAAAUGAAGCACAACUUAAGCGUCUGGAUAAGUACAAGGAGAGCGUGCAGGGAACUUGUACCGUGGAAAAGUACAUUGAACCAUUCUGGGAAUGGCUGAUAAAAUACUUUCCUGUGUGGAUUCCAGUCAAUGCAAUAACCUUAACCGGUUUAUUUGUCAAUGCAUUUGGAACACUAAUGAUGCUAUAUUAUACAUCACAUGGUAAAGAAGCCGCGCCAUCCUGGGUAUAUAUUGUCAAUGCGAUAGCAAUGUUCGUGGCUCAAACGUUGGAUAUAUUCGAUGGAAUGCAAGACAGAAGAACAGGAAACGUAUCACCAAUGGGAGAUUAUGUCGAUCAUGCAUGUGAUUCUUUAUCUGGAGUAUUUAUCGGAAUAACCAUGUCUUGUACAUUCCUCUUAGGAAAUUCUCCGUAUUUAGCAUUUAAUAUGUGUUUGCAGAUAUCUCGGCGUUUCAACACCACGGUAUUCAUGGUACAUUAUAAGGUCACGGGAUCUAUUAAAAAAAAUACUACUGGGGAGAAACAUGACUGAAUAGACUUUUGAAAAUUAAGUACAUUUCCCUUUGUUCUUAUUUAAUAAAGCGGAAGACUGAAUUAUAAUCGGAGUAGAUACAUAGAACGUAUUUAAUUAAAUUCAUAACUUUUCUGAAAUAUACAUUUUUUAUUAGCAAUAAA